Molecule: messenger RNA, 1926 nt
Organism: Sporisorium graminicola
Lineage: Eukaryota; Fungi; Basidiomycota; Ustilaginomycetes; Ustilaginales; Ustilaginaceae
Exons: 1
Coding region: 1-1926 (641 amino acids)
Cellular component (GO): plasma membrane
Molecular function (GO): phosphoprotein phosphatase activity
Source: RefSeq, a predicted model, not a curated record
AUGAGUUCACCCAUCACCAGCGUGCCGGAUCCAUCCGAAUCCUCGGCCCUGGCCUCCAUCAUCACACAAGUUCAACCGGGCCAAGUCCCCGUCGUCUCUCGAGCUGCUCGUCCCACGCAAAGCGUAUCAGCGAAGAAGGGCGAUGCAGCACGUAAGAAGAAGAAAAAGAAGACCAUCGCGUCAGCCGCUGCCGCCGCUAGCAGUGCACAAGCGGAAGAAGCGGCGCAUCUGCGAUCGCAGGAUGAAGCGGUAGCUGCUGCCGCAAGACUCGGCUCGCAAGCCGCGCAUUCACAAGCGCGUGCUAACUCGAGCAGCGUUUCGUCAGCAGCAGCGGCGCCUGCCAUUCCAUCUUCCGUCCUGACUUCAUCAGCAGAGGCACACGACAAUGGCGACGAGAAUCAUGCGAAUCACGAACAUCAGGCUUCGUCUACGUUGCUUGGCGGCUCGACGGCGGGCAAUACGCUGACGCACAGCACGGUGCUGCCUGCAACAGAUGCCCCUCAUGCAGCGGCACACGAGGACGACGAGGCGGCAAUGGGCGGUCGAAGCUCGGACAAGUCAGGGCUGCCGACGGCCACCGAGAGCAGUGAGGGGACCGUGGAGAAGGAUGGUUUGAUCGAUGUGCCUCCGCGCAAGCAUGCUUCGAGUCCAGAGGCAGCAGCAGCGUCUGUACCUGCUUCCGGGACCGCGGCCGCAAAAUCUUCAACACAGUCCCCUUCUUCUGUUGCACCCGCUUCAUCUGCUGCUGCGAGGGGAAACGCAGCCAAACCCGCUUCGGCAUCAAGACCCACGGCAGCAGGAUCGGCAGUCAAGUCGCAAUCGAGCAAACCGAGCUUCGGACAACGAUUGGUCGCGUUCCUCACGUGCUCGUCCGCCACAUCCGGAGCAGUGCACGAGGAAAUGCGCGAAAAGAACCGCUCCAGCGUCGCUGCCAGUGUACCUGCACGCAAUAACACCUCAUCCGCAGCCGGAGCAGGAGCAGGCACGGUCGCUGUACCUCCACGCACGACCGCCUCGAAAGACGCAUCUGGUGCGACGGCCGACUACCCGACCACACCCGGAGGCGGUACAAAACUGCCCCGGGCUGAGACCGGCGAUGUCAUGUCCGGCGCGGUGGUGCCUCCGGGCGCAUCUUUUGUUACGGCAGACGAAGCGCGCAAGUCUCGGCCUUCUAGUGUCAACGGUGCCAAGCGUUCAUCGCUUUCGGACGACGAGGAUGAGGACGACGACGAGGAUGAUGAUGAUGAGGAAGAGGAUGAGGACGACGAUAUGGAACUCGAAGACGAAGAUGGCUAUCUCACGGACGAUCAGACGGAAGAACAGCGGUUAAUCAUGCAAGGCGGGAUCGGCAUCCCACUCGACGAGUUUGGCAAUCCGUCGCCGCUGCUGCCCGGGAUUGGCUCGCUCGAUACCGGUCGUAAAUGCCUUGUGCUCGACCUGGAUGAGACGCUUGUGCACUCCUCGUUCAAGAUGAUCCAGAACGCGGACUUCAUCGUACCCGUGGAGAUCGACGGGACCGUGCACAACGUGUAUGUGAUCAAGCGGCCCGGGGUGGACGAGUUCAUGCGUGCGAUGGGCGAGAUCUACGAGGUCGUCGUUUUCACAGCUUCGCUGUCCAAGUAUGCGGAUCCUGUGUUGGAUAUGCUGGACAUCCACCACGCGGUGCGUCACAGGCUGUUUAGGGAGAGCUGCUAUAAUCACAAAGGGAACUACGUCAAGGACCUCAGUCAGUUGGGACGCGAGAUUGGGGAUACGAUCAUUAUCGACAAUUCGCCGGCGAGCUACAUCUUCCAUCCGAACAACGCGGUGCCCAUCAGCAGCUGGUUCAACGAUCCGCACGAUACGGAGCUCACGGAUUUGUGUCCUUUCUUGGCCGACCUGGCGGACGUGGACGAUGUAAGGGCCGUCUUGGACGGUGCGCUGUGA